Molecule: messenger RNA, 6285 nt
Organism: Acipenser ruthenus (sterlet)
Lineage: Eukaryota; Metazoa; Chordata; Actinopteri; Acipenseriformes; Acipenseridae
Product: histone acetyltransferase KAT7-like
Exons: 16
Coding region: 240-2195 (651 amino acids)
Biological process (GO): regulation of DNA-templated transcription
Cellular component (GO): nucleus
Molecular function (GO): zinc ion binding; histone acetyltransferase activity
Source: RefSeq, a predicted model, not a curated record
UGUAAAUACGAUGCUGUGUGUGGUUCUGAUCACGUGAAAACACCCCACCCCAAAAAAAUACUCCAUUCACCGGAAGUGCGGACAGAGGAAAAAGCAGCCUUCUGUGUGGCGCGAGUCGUUACCCUGUAUGGCUACUUAUGAAUUUUAAAGCUCCGGCAACUCGCCAAUAUCAGUAGUAAAUACAUUUACUUAUUUAAAUUAUUGUGAAAAUAGGGAACACUCGCCCUCCUCGAUACGUCAUGCCUCGGAGGAAGACCCUACCUGAUCCAUUCAUUCAUGUUCCUGUAGUUUCUGAUCCAGUGAUGUCAAGGAGAAAUGCUGGCAGCAGCUCUGAUGGCACAGAAGACUCUGAUUUCUCUGCUGACCUGGAACACACUGACAGCUCGGAGUGCGAUGUGAACACACAUGGAAACACCCGCCUCACACGGGCCUCUCUUCGCCUCAGCCAGAGUUCUCAAGAUUCCAGUCCAGUUCGGAACUUGGAGUCCCUGGGUUCGGAUGACGCCGCCUAUUCCACAAGGCGUGUGACCCGUAGCCAGCAACAGGGGGCGCCAGUCACCCCAAAGAAAUACCCCCUGCGUCAGACCCGUUCCUCCGGAUCGGAAACGGAGCAAGCCAUCGACUUCUCCGACAGGGAUCUGAAGCAUGCCGUGGACCACGACGAGUCUCCUCCACGCACCCCUACUGGGAACGCGCCCUCCUCGGAGUCCGACAUCGACAUCUCCAGUCCCAACGCCUCUCACGACGAGAGCCUAGCCAAGGACCUGUCCCUGAAGGACUCCGGCAGCGACCUCUCACACCGGCCCAAGCGCCGGCGCUUCCACGAGAGCUACAACUUCAACAUGAAGUGCCCCACGCCCGGCUGCAACUCCCUGGGCCAUCUUACUGGGAAGCAUGAAAGGCAUUUCUCCAUAUCAGGUUGUCCCCUCUACCAUAACCUUUCAGCAGAUGAAUGCAAGACGGCCAAUGAAAAAACGGAAAAGACAAAAGGAAUGACGGGGUCCCCUAAUCUGUGUCUGCAGGUGAGAGCUAACAAUCGGGACAAGCAGGUGGAAGAGCGGACACUGUCACACAGACAGGAUGAGAAUAACAGGCAUGCCACACGCCACCAGGCCCCGACUGAGAGGCAGAUGAGGUAUAAAGAAAAGGUGACAGAGCUGAGGAAGAAGAGGAAUGCUGGACUGCUGAAAGAGCAGAAAGAGAAAUACAUGGAGCACAGACAGACCCACGGCAACACAAGGGAGCCUCUCUUGGAAAACAUCACAAGUGAUUACGACCUGGAGCUGUUUCGAAAAGCCCAGGCACGUGCAUCGGAUGAUCUUGAGAAGUUGAGGCUACAUGGUCAGAUCACAGAAGGCAGCAACAUGAUCAAGACAAUCCUCUUCGGUCGCUACGAGCUGGAUACCUGGUACCACUCUCCCUACCCCGAGGAGUAUGCGCGGCUCGGGCGCCUCUACAUGUGCGAAUUCUGCCUUAAAUAUAUGAAGAGCCAGACCAUCCUACGCAGACACAUGGCAAAAUGUGUAUGGAAACAUCCUCCUGGGGACGAGAUCUACAGAAAGGGAGCAAUAUCUGUGUUUGAAGUGGAUGGCAAGAAAAAUAAGAUUUACUGCCAGAAUCUGUGCCUAUUAGCUAAGCUGUUUUUGGACCACAAGACACUUUAUUAUGACGUUGAGCCGUUCCUGUUCUAUGUCAUGACCGAAGCCGACAACACGGGGUGCCAUCUUGUGGGUUACUUCUCCAAGGAGAAGAAUUCUUUCCUGAACUACAAUGUAUCCUGCAUCCUGACAAUGCCACAGUACAUGAGACAGGGAUAUGGAAAAAUGCUCAUCGACUUCAGUUACUUGCUGUCAAAGGUAGAAGAAAAGGUUGGAUCCCCAGAGCGCCCCCUCUCUGAUUUGGGUCUAAUCAGUUAUCGUAGUUACUGGAAGGAGGUGUUGCUCCGCUACCUGCACAACUUUCAAGGCAAAGAGAUCUCCGUCAAAGAGAUAAGUCAGGAGACUGCAGUGAACCCUGUGGAUAUCGUCAGCACGCUGCAGUCUCUCCAGAUGCUCAAGUAUUGGAAGGGAAAGCAUUUGGUCUUAAAGAGACAGGAUCUUAUAGAUGAGUGGCUGGCUAAGGAAGCGAAGCGAGGCAGCAGCAACAAAAUCAUCGACCCCAGCUCUUUGAAGUGGAUGCCCCCUAAAGGCACAUAGAACCCCCCGAAACUGCAAAUCCCCUUCUCAAUAAAUCACUGUAUUACAGCUGGCAAACCUGUCCGUAGAUGUAGAGACCACUUGCUGCUUCUAAUGCUGAGGCUUAGGGAAUAAGGGCUGGUCAGGUGCCAGCUGGCCCAGUCAGGGUCCUGAGGGAUGGAGUGGGACUAGCUUUUUUUUUUAUUUUUGUUUGAAGGUGGUCGACAGGGCGCAUUGUUGGCAGUGUCCCACCACAAACAAUCUUUGAACAUCACCACACAAUGGCUACUUUUUAUUUUAUUUUAUUUGCACCCAUAUUUCUUUUUUUUCUUUUUUUUUUUUUUUUAGGAUGAAAUUUUGAAUACCAGAAAAUGUUUUGGAUGCCCCAGUAUUGUUCUGGCCUACUAGUGUACCUGUUCUUCCCUUAUAUGUGUGUGUGUGUCAGUGUAAACAUGCAUUAUUCUUUACUUCGUAGAGUCGUGUAUUAAAAUAGAUCAGCCGGUUGGUGUUGGUUUUGGCAAUUGCCUGAAUAGAACUACCGAAUGUGGCAGUGCUCGUCUUUUGAAGAGUACCUGAUAACGGCGAUUUUACAUAAUGAUCUAAAAACAAAACUGAAAAUAUAAGCAAGUGAAGUACAUAAAAAUGCAGAAUUCCAAAAGUUCAAAGAAUAUGGCAUGAAUGCCUGUGUGCUUGUUAAAUGUAAUUUGAAGCAAGAGAUACACGGAACCUGUUCAUUCAAAAUUACCAACAUGGGUGAGGCUUAAUUGACAGUCUACUCAUAAAAAUUAAGAAGAUCUCUCUGCUUAACCGUAUGAUACAAAUAUGUAGUAUCCUUUUAAAACAAUCUUUAACUGUCCACCCCUGUACACCAUUCAGGCUUACUGAGCUCUUUCACAGUGUGGUUCAGUUCAUGUUUAACAGUCUGUGUGUGUUUGCUUGAACAUGGCAGAGGGAAAAGGAAUAGGUCAUUUACAAUUUGGGGAAUAAUGGUUUAUGCUUAAAUGUUUGCUGGAAAAGGAAAAAAGCACUGCAUGGAGGGGAGGGGGGCAUAAUUGUGACACAUUUUAAAUGUAAUUAAAAAAAAAAUAAAAGAGAGGAAUUUUUAUGCUGACAACAAAAUCUCUUUAAACCAGCGGUCUACCUGGGUGUACAUGGCCAGUGAUACUAGAUUCACUGUUUGCAACAUAAUUAAGUGGCCAGAAAGCUGAGGGUGCCUAAUUGUUCGUCUGUUACGUUAAUGGUUACCAUCUCUUAUUUUAGACCCUAAUUGUUAUGUUGUUUUCUUUUUAGUUUGUUUGUUUUGCCUGUGUGGAUGUUUAACCACUAAAUUCAAAAGCAUUUUAUUUUAGGAUCCUGUUGCCUCACAACAGUGUAAACAAAACAAAAAAAUAGCAAAGAAAUGCAAAAUAAUGUUAACUUUGUAACCGACAAUCAAUUGAACUGAACCAAAUAAGGUAGAUUAUUAAACACGUGGUAACCAUGGAGAUGCUAGUUUUUUUGUAUCUGCAAUUUGCCCAGUUUAAGCAUGAAAUGGUCAUUUAACUCAACAUGUACACUGAAAGGUGUACAAUUCACAUUUUAGGUUGAGUAAUUUGAUAUGAAGUCUGACACAAGAACACGCACGUGCGCUGUAUUUAUGUGUAAUAAGUAGUACAGGAAAAUGAUAUGUUGAAAAGGAUGAAGGCAAAGGUAAAAUAAUCAAGGUAACUCAAUAGCUGGAAGUAUCCCACUUAUUAGUGUGUGCCUGCAAGUCUCAUUCACAUGCUUGUUUUAAAUAAUGGACCAAAAGAAAAGAAGAAAUCGAAUGCAAAAGCACUUGCACAUGUGGGAUGGACUGGGAUACUUUGGUUUGGAGCAGAAUAAGCAAACCCAAUUCACUGGAGGAAAGCCUGCAGUUCACUUGUUCUUCUGAAUAAAUUGACAGUAAUAUUUAGGCAGUGUGGUACAUUAAAGAUUACAAUGCCUGUAUAUUCCAUUUCAAACAUUUAUGUUUCUUGAUUUCUCUUAUGAUUCUUCCCUUAAAUCUUGAUUUAUUUAUUACCCCCGCCUCCCAUUUUUCAGCAUAUUUAAGUAAUUUUUUAUCCUAAUUGACUGCAUGCUGAUGCAAGCAUUUCUUUUCUUUUUUUUGUUUUUUUUUGUUUUGUGCAGUAAAUAAUACUUUCAUUAGAAAAAGUACUGAUAGCCGUUCCUUUGUUAUAUAGAUAGAAAAGUUAACAAUGCAGCAUAAUAAAUAAAUAAAUACCUAGGUGUGUGUAAAACUGUCUUGGCAUGUCAAAUCUGUCAUUAGAAACAAUUGACCUAAAAUCAGUGGCAAUGUCUUCGCAAAAGUCAGAUUCAUGCCUUGGCUUCCAUAUACAUACAUACAUUUAUAUAUAUAUAUAUAAAUAUAUAUAUAUAUAUAUAUAUAUAUAUCAUAUAUAUAUAUGAUAGAUAGAAAAUCUAAAACCUAAAAAAAUAAAAUAAAAAAAUUGAGGUGGAGGUUUCUAUUUUAACUAUUUGAAACCUCCUGAAAUAAGAUAAGUCAAAUGACCUGAAUGGUGCAAUCUGGUAUAGAGUAGUAUGCUUUUACAUGUCUGUGUCAUAUGGUGUCUUAAUACUUUCUGAUUGAAACGUGGCCAUGGCAGCUGCAGUCAGCUGCAUGUUCCAGGUUGGCUUCUCUGUAGACUGCGCCUUAUCUUUGUACCAGGUGGGGCAGAGGGGAAAGUUGAUGGGUUUGGACCUGAAGCCUUAUAGUCACACUCAAGACAGAAGCGAGGAAGUUUGUGGUACUAUUGUGUAUCGAUGAUGUUCAGGUGAUAUAUCAACAUCUGUACCAGCUUUCGCAGAAAUAAAAACAGGAGUAUUGUACAGUGAUUUUAUUUGGCCUGUCUUUCACUCCUAUUGCAUAGAUAAUUAUUCCUGGUACUGUGUGUUUUGUUUUUUUUAAUUAUGUCCACUUUUGUUGCUGCUGUAGUAGAAAACCAAACCACCAACUCUUUUACACAGCAGCAGUGCAGAGUCGGUAAGAGAUUUCUUUAACCAAAAUGUAUUUUUAUUUCAAACAAAUCCAUUUAGAGUAUUGAAGGUCAAAAAGCUAAUUUAGUAAAUCUUACCCUGAAUAAUAGUGCUUUAUUUUUAUUGUCUUCUAUGUGCUUGUCAAGCCUUGGUUGAGAACUAUGGAGAGAACUUCAUACCAUAUAAUUUAAAAUACAGCAGCUUUCAUGAAGAAUUUAACAAGUCAUUGAUGUUGGAGAGUGCUAAUACUAGCACUGCUUUCAAGGUAAGAUUUACAAAAUUGAUUGGAAUUUUUAGUACGUUUGGAGUGUUAUGAAAGGGUGCGUUUCCUCUGGAAAAAAAUAUCCUCAUAGAAUGUGAUAAGUGAUCAUCUCGUAAAACCACGUGAAAGCAUGCAGUAGGCUCCUAACACAUGGCUGUGUUCUUCAUUUAUGUUUCUUGCAAAAAUCUACCCUCUCCUGAACUCUAGACCCAACUGACUUCAAUUGAAAACAAAAACAAAUAACCAGACAGCUCUUCAAAAAUACAACUAUUUUCUGUUUGUUUUUUAAAACAAAAACAGCUCUGGCAUUUUUUUUUAUUUAUUUUUUAACAUUAGUCACAUUCUCAUCUACGUAAAUAUAACUAGAUUACAUGUAGCCUACUGUAUUUUUUUUAAAGCAAUUGAGCAAAACAGAACUGUGUGUUUCCUCAUUAAAAAUAAUAAUACAAAAAUAGUCGUUUACUGGGUUAGAAUCCAAUAAGCAAAAUACAUUCAGGUCUCAAUUGUCCCAUUCCUGUAUUUAAAAUAUCAGAGAACAGGCCCCAAAUAAGGCUGCUAGAUUUUCUGAAAACUUCCUUAAAGUGUAUGAUAGUCUCUUUCAAGGAGCAUUUUAUGCCAAAGAAAAACAGUAGGUGGGUCUUCUUGACUCUGAUUAUGUAAAAAAAAAAAAAAAAAUCUCUUUCCAGCAGAAUGUGGAUUUCCACUUUUUAAAAAUACAGAGUCUGAUACCCUGUUCUUCAUUUUUGUAAAAUGACAACUUUGAAAGCUCUUGUGCUUUGGUUUCUAAAUUGAAUUCAUGACAUUUAAUUGUCUGCUUUGAGUGAUUUGAAAUAAAUGCUGCUUCUCCCAUCACAA